ACUCAGAGGGGUGAGAGGACGCGACGAGCACUAAAAUUACGUGUGUACCCGUGCGACGUCAUCACCUCGCACCGAGCUACGGUAACUACAGACACACCACGGCGCAAUGCAGACCUCGCACCUUCGUCUCGCGCGAGAACUUGGGACGCCGGGGGCGCACUACGGACUGGAGCUGUGGCGGAACAGCGAGCGGUGGCAUUCACUGGGCCUAAGGACUGAUGUCGUUGAUACCGGCGGAGUCAGCGGAGUCGGCGGAGUGCAUAAAAAGGGAGCCACGGCACUCGAUAUCGACCGCCAGACGGGGCGGUACCUCCUCGCCGCUGGCGCCACAGGAGCCGUCUCGCUGCACGACCUUUCCGCCGGCGGCGCCCCGCCGCAGACCGCCGCCGCAGCAGAAGGCGGCCACAAAUUCACCGCCUCAUCCAUCUGCUUCUACCCUUCAGACGCAGACCUGUUCAUUUCCGGGAGUUUCGACGGCACGGUGCGGGCAUGGGACACGCGGGAGCUCUCGGUAGCGCACACGUUCCGGAUCUCGCGAGCGGUGCACGCAAUCGCGAUGGCGCCGCGGGCGCGGCACACGCUGAUUGCGGUUGCGGCGGCGGCGGCGGCAGUGCGCCUGCUGGAUCUGGGCAGUGGCGCCGCGGCGCAGGAGUUGAUCGGUCAUGUCGGCGCGGCGUGUUAUGCUGUGGCGUGGAGUACGAGGGAUGAGAACUUGCUGGCUUCUGGGGGCGUGGAUGGACAGGUUAGACUGUGGGAUGUUAGGAUGGCAAGGGCAUGCUUGGUUAGUUUGGAUUGCGAGGGGGCGGGGAGGGGGAAUGUCGAUAGGAGGAAUCGCGCACAUGAUGGUGUAGUGAAUGGAUUGACGUGGAGUGAGGAUGGCACUUCGCUUGUGAGCCUCGGUCACGACGACAAGUUACGAGUGUGGGACCUUUCCACGGGCUCAAACGUCCCUACAGACUUCUCACCGGUUAUCCGCAACCGACAACUGUCUAACUGCGAUCCCGUACUGACAUGCUUACGUCACUCGGACCCCCAGCUGGUGUUUGUCCCCUCUGUCGGCGAGAUCCUAGGAUUCCACUUUACCGAAGGAAACGUUGUCCUCCGGCAGGAGGUAACACAGCACAAAGUCAGUGCGCUCGUGCAACGGCCGCACCAUCCCGCUGAGCUGUAUUACGGCUCUACCGGUGGCGAGAUUGGCAUGCUAGCUCCGCCUCUAGAUCAGGACGGUGGUGGUGGCGAAGACGAUGGUGGGGACGAUGGAUCAAGCGCAGCGGGAGGGAAGGACAAGGCUGUCUUGGAUGCCAUCUACCAAUCUUUAGUUCGCGCUCCAAUGACCUUCACCUGAAUGAACGAAUGAGACAGGUUUCAGAAAACGUACCUGUCGGCAUGGAUAUGUUUAAAGCGUGU
Messenger RNA from Tricharina praecox, 1407 nucleotides. RefSeq names its product WD40-repeat-containing domain protein. The coding region runs from base 107 to 1345 and encodes 412 amino acids. NCBI's taxonomy places the organism in Eukaryota, Fungi, Ascomycota, Pezizomycetes, Pezizales, Pyronemataceae. The record is from RefSeq and is a predicted model, not a curated record. Gene Ontology annotation, biological process: proteasome-mediated ubiquitin-dependent protein catabolic process; transcription-coupled nucleotide-excision repair; protein polyubiquitination. The transcript has 4 exons. Gene Ontology annotation, molecular function: protein binding. Gene Ontology annotation, cellular component: Cul4A-RING E3 ubiquitin ligase complex; nucleotide-excision repair complex.